AUGUUGCCAACGCAAGAAAGUUUCGCUAUGCAAACGGAUAUACUACCAACACAAAACAUAGGACAUCUAGAGCAAAACCAGCCACAAGUAUAUUCGUUACUGGCGAGCUCAACUAGCUCUUCAUCAAUAAAAAAACCUCGAAGGAAAAAGACAACGAAAUUGCAAGAAACUAUUCCCGUCAUGGUUAAUCCACAGAUAACAAGGACGUCUACUGGUGUUACAUUUGGUGCGCCUCACCAUCAUUCGACAACUAUACCAGAAUCUAUAUCACCAUUCGUAUCUGCACGUCUUUUAAAUAGUCACCCAUUGCCAGUUAGAUUUUUCAUAGAACAAGAUUCAUGUGAUUCAAAUAAUAACAUCAAUCAUAGUCAAACGUCAUCUCUUUCUAUCCCUUUGACAUCUUCAGUAUCAGUUCAAACCCAACAAAAUCCUUCGUGGUCGAAUAAUUUUGUGUCAGUUAUGAACUCGAAUGCAUUGUCGCAAAUGGUUGCAGAAUCGCAGCUUUUCGGGUUAAAUCGACUAUUCAACAAUAAAAUUGAUGAGAAAACGGCAUCUGCUUGUUUAACACAACACAAUGACUAUCAACAUAUUAGUCCAUCGCUUACAAUUAGUCGAAAAGAGUCUCCUAUCAACCACUUUCACACUAUCCCAUCUCCAUUAUCUUCUGUUUCACCUACAAAGUCAAAACAUAAACACUCUAAAAGACAAGAUUCUCGUAACUUCAUUGAACAUGAAAAUGCAAGACAAUAUAUGUCACCCUGCCCAACAACUUUUACGCAGUCUACAGUUUCAAACGAUUUACCGUCUAUAAUACCAACAUCUGUAACUGCGAUGACGAUUAACUCUGACGAACCUUCAAUGCCUAUGGACAUAUCAACGACGACGAAUUUCAUUCCAUUGACACCACCUGCUUCCAUAAACUCAACAAAGUCUCCACCAACUAAUGUUAACAAUGAGUAUUGUUUUAUACCAAUUCAAAAACGUUUACUACCGCCGGCCGCAAACAAUAUUACUGAUUCAAACUUGAUAUCACAACAAUAUUAUCAUGAUCAAGGAUUUUCUCAUCUGCAAAACACUACGACCAAUGAAAGCAUAAAUAGGCUGCCCUACAAUUUCCAUCGUUUAUUAGCUGAUGCAAAUCAAAAAUAUUGUAUGGUUUCUUCUGAUUUGAAACCAACGAAUAUUUUACCAAUAGCAUGUUCUACAACGCCUCGAAUACUGAUCCCAUCGGAUUUACAAAAGGAAAGAAAAAAACGUGAAAAAUCAAUCCACAAAUCGAAAAUACUGGAAUUUCCGAUAGUGCCCAUGGUAACAGAAAAGCAGGCUUUGAUUUCUAAAACACUAACAACAACUAAAUCUACUACUAUCAGCAGUACUACUGCUACUAGUAGUAACGGUAAAGAAAGAAACCUUAAGCUUACAAGUAAGGCUGAUAUUCGAACUAAAAAACAAUUACGACGCAUAUCACGCCAAAAUCGAUUGGCUAUUCUGAAGUUCAUGAUGCGAAAACGCAAGCAACAAAAGCAAGAACGAAUAUCGAUAUCAAAAGCUCCUGAACAGAAAACAGAACAAGUAGUACCGAAAUUGGUCAGCCCUUCUAUAACCAAUGCAGACAUAGUCGAGCCACAUUUACCAGAUAUUAUUGCGUCAAGUUUAAAAAUUUCUUUUGAUGCAGCUCAAAACAUUGAGUCGAUAUCUCUUUAUUAUCAUCAACGACGCAAACCUGACAAUGUUCAUAAAAAUUCAUCUAGCUCAUUGACUAAUAAUGACAAUAAGCUGAGCCUUCUGAUUGAAGCAGUUGAACUUAUCGAAACAUUGCAUGGCAACUCGAAAUAUAUCCUACCUUCAGAUAAAUGA
Molecule: messenger RNA, 1857 nt
Organism: Rotaria socialis
Lineage: Eukaryota; Metazoa; Rotifera; Eurotatoria; Philodinida; Philodinidae
Source: the annotation of a GenBank genome assembly